GAGCCGGGGGUGUGACGUCACUCUCCCAGAAUGCACGGCUUCCAGCGCGGCGCCCAGCAGUCCAGGCCCGGACUCCAAUAAACAUCUUGAAAACUUGUUCCAAAAUGUCGAUAUGGAGACGGAAUGAAGGCUGGAUGAAGAACUGUACUGAGGCAAAAUCGUAGCAGUGGACAGCUUGGAGAGUUGAAGGUUUAAAGUCUACAAAGAUGUUGAGCUGCCUCUGUGAUUCAGCUGCUGUGUUCAGGGCUGCUGAAUACUAAUAUAGACUGUCAACGGGCCAACACGAGCUCUUCUCAGGAAACAGAGUUCCAGUCAGAGCUUCCAAAGCUCCUCAUCACCGCAGCCCUUUUGGGGUUGCUAUGGCAGCUGCUGUCACAGAAACCAAGUGCUGGACACAGGCUUGCCCCAGCAAGGCAGGACAGACCACUAGUCAUUGCCGCAAGAAACCAUCAAGAAACAGUCGUCAAACAGCACUUAACAUUAAUUCUAGCACUCUAAGUUAUCAAAACGACCAGAGGUCUGUAGGCUGAUGGUCAGCACUCUAACAAUCCUCAUGAGUCUUGUCUGUGUCUGCUCAGGCUCUUGGCCAGAGUCCCUGUGCAGCAGCAGAGCCAGUACUCUUUCUUCUGUUAGACCAUGUUCCACGAGCAGGACCAUCUGAAGAACCAGCUGCAGGAGAGCCACUCAGCCAGCAGGCAGCUCUUUCACUGCCAGGAGUGUGGGAAGCAGUACAACACUCAGCUGGGUUAUAGACGCCACCUAGUGGCAGUCCACAGUGCUGUGGCUGGCUUGCCCUGCCCAGAGGCGGCGCCCUCCCUGCUGGAGCACCUUGGUGGCCAUACAGACAGGCCGCCACCGUUAGAGGGCAACACUAAUGCUGCUGUGCCAGUAAGAGAGAGGAAGUACUCGUGUGAGCGAUGUGACCGCCGUUUUUACACUCGUAAGGAUGUACGUCGUCAUGCUGUAGUACACACUGGGCGCCGUGAUUUCCUGUGCCCGCGCUGUGCACAACGCUUUGGCCGCAGAGAUCACCUGACCCGCCAUUUGAAGAAGAGCCAUGCCCAGGAAUCAGGGUUGUUGCCAGCCUGUACUCCCAGUACUCGUGUGCCUACACCGACGCCUGCCACCCAAUGCCCAGUAAAGGAGGAGCCCAGCCCUGUGACCUCUGAUAUGGGCUCCAUCUCUAAGGAGCCCAUGGAGACUUUUUCCAGGGACAUGUACAACUCCUACCCCAUGCCCAAUCCUGUCCCUGGGAUGGGCCACCCUCAUGGCCUCAUGCAGGGCUCCUUGUCCUCAAGCAUGGGUGUGGGUCGCCACAUGCCCCCCCAAUCUUCUCACCCCCACCACCAUCAUCUGCAGCCUCCAGCAGCUCCACAGCAGCAGCACUACAACAACAUGGCCAGGUACCAUCACGGAUCUACCUCAUAUUCCCGCACUGAUGUGGACAGUUUCCUGCUGGACCUGCAGAGUGCCCCCCCACCUCACCUGAGUGCUGUCAACUCCUCUACCUCUACUUCUGCCUCCCCCCAGAGGGAGGUGCUGGGUGAAGGAGUAGGUUCUGGUAGUGACCCACACCUACUGUGCCGGAGCCCUGCUGUCUCCUCAGCUGAGCUGUCCUGCACCACCAACAUGGACCUUGGGCCUCUGCUGGGUUUCUUGCCUUUCAGCCUGCCACCCUACAGCCCUCACAUGGGUAUGGGAGGGUUAGUGAUGAGCUAUCCACCCGCCACCACAACCACUUCCUCUCUAUCCUCUUCCACAGGGCUCUCCUCGCAGGCCCCAGGGCCUUUCACCUUCUUCCAGCCUCCCCAGGCUCAUGUACCCCAGGGCCCUGGAGCCCACAACCACAGCCAACUACCUCAGGCAUACAGCAGUCCUGCUAUGAGCACUUCUAGCUCCCUACCUCACUAUUAUCAGGCCUUUCAGCAGUAAGCAACUCUGUCCCCACAAAUGUUGCCUUUGACGCGCUCAUGGAUUUUUCAUGAAAAGGGUAAAACAUGAGAACGACAUCUUUUUACUGUCAAACAAAUUUGUUACUUUAUCCUGUCGGUGCUUAUGAUGCUAAUCUUAGUAGUUUUUUGUUGAACACAACAAAUCACCUCAUCAGUAUUACCUCAUUAUUUAAAAAGGAAGCUUGAACGUUUGAGGAAAUGUAGAUGGCCUCACUACAACCAAAACAGAGUAUCUCUUUUCAUAAGACUUGUUACCGACAGUGGAUGCACUUAACACGCUUGUAGCAGGUUCUGCACAAUGCUGAGAUUCAUCCAGUUUUAGGUUUUAUCCAGUUAUGUAUCAUGUUUAAGAAAAUGUCACCCUCUUUACUGAAGCUUAAUUGAGUUUUUCUCAUUUUAGAAUAUUGGAGCAUAAACAGCCUUACAGAAGGAGAAAAGUUGGUGUAAGAUGUACUUGGUCACAGUUAGUGAAUACAUGCAAAAAGUGAUUGAUAAUUGCAAACUCAGCAACACUGUUUGUGUAUGUGCUCAAUGCACUAAAACAUGCAGUAAGGAGCUGCCACUCAUUCAGCAGUACACCAACUGAUGUGUCCAAGUGCGCCACCAGAUAGAAAUAUAAAAUAACCAAGUUUCAUGAUGAACUAUUAUUUCAAAUGGUGUAAAUUUAACCCUUAAUUCAGAAUUAAGCCUUGUUAGAAUUUGGCCUAUUUUUAAGUAUCUGUAAGUACAUUCAAUAGACUGCAUUUACUAAAUUUUGAGAAUACCCUAAACCUAUAUAUGCAAUCUAUUAUUAGUUAACUGAACAACUAGUUAAUCAAAAAUUUCACUAAUCGUUAAUGGAAUUGAAAUGCAAAAGCAUUUGAGUUACAUCAGUCUCAAGUUCUGAUAUAUUGGAAAAGUGUAAUGAAGUGGCUCUUCAAGCUCAAAUUCCACAUUGGAAGCCGUAAGUAGUGUUAGAUGCAGUUAUUACAUCAGCAUGGUAAAACAAACACUAAUUCUACAUAGCCACUUUUUUCCUUUUUUUCUAUAUUAUGUAGCAUCACUAGAUAAAAAUGCACUUAUGUUUCAUUUUCAACACUGCAGGUCUUUAAAGGUCAAAGCCAUACUAAAUCACAAAAAGCAGAAAGUUGCCACUCCACUGCUGUCUAUGGGUAAAAGUUUUUUUUAAAACCUUUUUCUAAAUAUCUGACCAUUUGGGCCAGAGCAUUUGACAUUUAGAUACCGUUAGAUACCGUUCAGACAGAUAAGUGUUGCUAAGAUGAAAUAUUCUUGAACUCUGUACACUUUAUUAUUUAAGUAGUUCCGUUUUUGGGACACAAUACACAUCACCCGUUAACUGGAACUGGCACCCAAUGGGUGAACCAAUUUGAAAUCCCUGCUAAGCUUUCUUGGUGUCAGUCACAACUAAUUUGUUUCUCCCCUCCUGCGAUGCUGUCAGCUUUCUUAUUGUGUCUUGCACCUCUGUACCUGAGUGGGGCUUCUGAGAGCAGUGCAUUAGCUGUAUGACGCUUAAAGCCUUUGAAUCUACUGUGUUAAAUGGUAAACAGGGAAUUCUGAAAUGUUCAGUUGCUGACACUCUGUGCCAACCAUAUCACUGAUAUCAGGGCUGCUGCCUGUCCCUUUUGAAGAGUACAUAGAAAUACAUUCUUUUCCUAAACAUGAUGAAAUUAUCUCUGAUAGCCAUCUCACAGAACCCACAUUCAGGUGUUCAUCAAAUUUGUUAUGGAAAUAAUGAUGAAAAUUAUGAACUUACCUGGUGGUAGGCAAUAUUUUAGGGAAUUUUAAUGUGGGAGAAAAAGUAUGUCAGGAAAGUAUGAAGUAGCAAAACAUUUAUGACCAGAUUAAGGACUGAAUGUCCAUGUUCCUGAACUGCGACACUUAAUGGCGUCAUGCUUCUCCAAAGAUGCACGUAAACAUCUCAACAGAUCUAUGCAGAGAAAGGUGUUAUGGGUAAUCGUAAGUCACAGAGGAGCCAACAUGCACACCUUCCGAAUCUCAAAAACACAUUGUGAACACGUGCGUCAAACAAGCUGACUGGUUGGUUGAAUUCUUGUCAGGUUCCAAACAGAGAUGAAAACAAAUGUAAACGUACUACAGUGCAAUUUGAAAGUAUUCAGUAUUAUGUUAUGGUGUAGCCAUAUGUUAAAAUAAAAUAAAAAUAAACGAUUUGGAAAGGCACACCCCUUUACUAGAUAACGCCUCACAGCUGACAAUACAUAUCAGAGCAAAAACCAAGCAAUGAGGUUGAAGGAACUGCCUGCUGAGCUCAGGAUUGUGUUGAGGCAA
Molecule: messenger RNA, 4238 nt
Organism: Xiphias gladius (swordfish)
Lineage: Eukaryota; Metazoa; Chordata; Actinopteri; Istiophoriformes; Xiphiidae
Product: zinc finger protein PLAGL2-like
Exons: 3
Coding region: 637-1932 (431 amino acids)
Biological process (GO): regulation of DNA-templated transcription
Molecular function (GO): DNA-binding transcription factor activity, RNA polymerase II-specific; RNA polymerase II cis-regulatory region sequence-specific DNA binding
Source: RefSeq, a predicted model, not a curated record